Molecule: messenger RNA, 637 nt
Organism: Pollicipes pollicipes
Lineage: Eukaryota; Metazoa; Arthropoda; Thecostraca; Pollicipedomorpha; Pollicipedidae
Gene: Alg13
Product: Alg13 UDP-N-acetylglucosaminyltransferase subunit
Exons: 1
Coding region: 19-513 (164 amino acids)
Biological process (GO): dolichol-linked oligosaccharide biosynthetic process
Molecular function (GO): hexosyltransferase activity
Source: RefSeq, a predicted model, not a curated record
GUUCAACCCUGUGGGCUAAUGGCACGCGUGUUCGUAACAGUCGGCACCACGGAGUUCGACAAACUGGUGCGGACAGUGACAUCUAGCGAGAUGCUACGGACGCUUAGUUCUCGCGGCUACGGUGAGAUGGUGCUGCAGAUCGGCAGCGGCGAGACAGAGCCGACGUCCGGCACGGCUGAGGGCGUGAUGGUGCGGUGGUUUCGGUCCAAGCCGAGCAUAGCCGACGACAUCGCGGCGGCGGACCUGGUGAUCGGCCAUGCCGGGGCCGGCACCUGUCUGGAGACGCUGAGGGCCAAGAAGCCGCUGGUGGUGGUGACGAACUCGGACCUGAUGGGCAACCACCAGGCGGAGCUGGCGGAGCGGCUGGCGGCCGGCGGCCACCUGUUGCACUGCUCCUGCCAGACGCUCGGCGACACGCUGGCGCACAUGGAGCUGAGUCGGCUGAAGCCGCUGCCGCCCGGCGACCCGCGGCCUUUCGCCCGACACCUGGAGCGCGCGCUGGGCUUCAGCUGAGCGGUCCGGCCUCAGCCCUUCACGGAUAACAGCGGCGCGGGCGGCCCGCGCCGUCGCCAGCGACCAUGCGACCCCGGAUCCGGCGCCGGUCCGUGGCGGAGGGUGGCGUCGUGAGGCUGUGACG